AUGGAUUGGCUGGCUCAUUACGAGGCAAAUACAGAAUUAUAUGUCGAUGCACAGCGUCGAUGGCCAAGUCGACGAAGUCGACCGGGCGGAAAAUGGAUCUUAGCAUCUUUUGAUGACGAAUCAGUUAUAGUUUACCAAGCUUAUAAUGAUGAUAUUGCAAAAUAUGCAUGUGAAAAUGGUCGCUUCGCUGGAUGCCUAACUUAUAACGAAAAACGAAUGACUUGGAUUAAAACAAGUUUUCUAUGGAUGAUGUAUCGAUCAAAUUGGGCAUCACGUCCAAAUCAACAACAUAUUUUAGCUAUUUGGCUGCGUCGUUCAGCAUUUGAUAGUUAUCUUGCUCGAUCUAAUAAUUCAGAUACUGAUGAGUUACCUUCGGAUUCAGCUGUACGUCUAAAAGGCCGGGUUCGUUUACAAUGGGAUCCUGAUCAUGAUCCACAAGGUGAACCAACCAUUGGUCGUCGAGCAAUUCAAUUAGGUUUAAGACAAGUGGAGAGCUUUCUCGAUGGUCGUGAUAUUAUUCGUAUUGUUGAUAUUAGUUCAUUCGUUCGAAAUCAAUAUACGAACGCUGUUUUACCAAAACGACGCCGCGGUCAUGAUCAGAUUGAUCAACUUCGUAUUCCUGUUGUCAAUAUCUAUGAACCUGAAGACGAACGAAUUCGGCGACAUAUUCAAUUAGAUUUGGUGGAAAUGACAAACAACGUUAACAUUUUUGAAUAA
Messenger RNA from Adineta ricciae, 717 nucleotides. NCBI's taxonomy places the organism in Eukaryota, Metazoa, Rotifera, Eurotatoria, Adinetida, Adinetidae. The record is from the annotation of a GenBank genome assembly.